Messenger RNA from Podarcis raffonei (Aeolian wall lizard), 4933 nucleotides. RefSeq names its product calcium voltage-gated channel auxiliary subunit alpha2delta 4 (gene CACNA2D4). The record is from RefSeq and is a predicted model, not a curated record. Gene Ontology annotation, molecular function: voltage-gated calcium channel activity. The coding region runs from base 1 to 3321 and encodes 1106 amino acids. Gene Ontology annotation, cellular component: voltage-gated calcium channel complex. NCBI's taxonomy places the organism in Eukaryota, Metazoa, Chordata, Lepidosauria, Squamata, Lacertidae. The transcript is spliced from 39 exons.
AUGCAAUUGAUCUCGCUGCUGAUAGUUUUGGUGUGGAGGAUGCUGCCAGGUGGCCUCCUGUGGCUUUUUCUCUCACUUGCCUGCCUCCUGCCCUUCACCAGGUCUCAGACAAAGAUACCACUCGAAACAGUGAAGUCCUGGGCUGAUGCCUUUGGUGGGGACUUAUAUUACAUAGUCACAAAGUAUUCUGGCUCUCUUUUAUUACAAAAGAAGUAUAAAGAUGUGGAACCAACUCUGAAGAUCAAAGAGGUGGAUGGCUUGGAGCUGGUGAAGAAGUUCUCUGAAGAGAUGCAAAGCAUGUUGGGGAGAAAAGUAGAAGCUGUUGAGCGUUUGGUUGAGGCAGCAGAAGAUGCAGAUCUGUAUCACGAGUUCAAUUCCUCAUUGGAUAUUAAUUAUUACAAUGCCGUUCUCAUUAACGAAAAGGAUGAUAAAGAUAAUUAUGUGGAGCUUGGUGAUGAAUUCAUUCUGGAACCAAAUGAGCACUUCAAUAACCUGCUGGUGAACACAACAUUAAGUGACAUACAGCUUCCAACUAAUGUUUACAACAAAGACCCUGAUAUUUUGAAUGGGGUUUAUAUGUCUGAAGCACUGAAUGCUGUUUUUGUGGACAAUUUUGAAAGAGAUCCAACUCUCACUUGGCAAUACUUUGGCAGCUCUACAGGAUUCUUCAGACUCUAUCCAGGAAUAAAAUGGACACCAGAUGAAAAUGGGGUCCUCUCCUUCGACUGCCGAAAUCGAGGCUGGUACAUCCAGGCUGCUACAUCACCCAAAGAUAUUGUCAUUGUGGUGGACAUCAGUGGGAGCAUGAAGGGUUUGCUCCUGUCUAUUGCCAAACACACCAUUGUCACAAUUUUGGACACGCUGGGAGAGAAUGACUUUGUUAAUAUUAUUGCCUACAAUGAUUAUGUUCAUUAUGUUGAAUCCUGUUUCAAGGGGAUCCUGGUUCAAGCAGACAGAGAUAACAGAGAGCACUUCAAGCAGCUGGUGGAUGAGUUGCAAGCAAAAGGAGUUGGGACAGUGAAUAAAGCCUUGACAGAAUCCUUCAGAAUCCUGAGGGAGUUCAGAAAUGCUGGUCAAGGAGGUCUUUGUAACCAAGCCAUCAUGCUGAUCACUGAUGGAGCUAUGGAAGAUUACGAAUAUGUCUUUGAAAAGUUCAACUGGCCCGAUCGUAAGGUACGGGUUUUUACAUAUCUUAUCGGGAGGGAAGUCAGCUUUGCACAGAAUGUGAAAUGGAUAGCAUGUAACAACAAAGGGUACUACACACAGAUAUCAACUUUGGCUGAUGUCCAGGAAAAUGUAAUGGAAUACUUGCAUGUACUCAGUCGACCAAUGGUUAUCAACCACGAUCAUGACAUCAUAUGGACUGAAGCCUACAUGGACAGUGCGCUCUUUGCAUCUCAAGCCCAAAGCCUCUUGCUCAUGACAACAGUGGCUAUGCCAGUUUUCAGCAAGAAGAAUGAAACGAGAUCUCAUGGCAUUCUCCUGGGUGUGGUAGGCUCAGAUGUUCCUUUGAGAGAACUCCUUAAGUUGGCUCCACGAUACAAGCUGGGUGUCCAUGGAUACGCCUUUCUGAACACGAACAAUGGCUACAUUUUGUCUCACCCGGACCUCCGGCCAUUGUAUAAAGAAGGGAAGAAGCUAAAGCCCAAACCAAACUACAACAGUGUUGAUCUUUCUGAGGUGGAAUGGGAAGACGUGGAUGAAACUCUACGAACAGCAAUGAUCAAUGGAGAAACAGGUGACCUCUCAAUGGAUGUGAAGGUGCCUGUAGAUAAAGGGAAACGGGUUCUCUUCCUCACUAAUGACUAUUUCUUUACUGAUAUCAGCGGCACACCCUUUAGUCUGGGAGUCGUUCUAUCGCGAGGGCAUGGUGAAUACAUCCUGCUUGGGGACACUUCAGUGGAAGAAGGUUUACAUGAUCUGCUGCAGCCAGACUUGACUUUAGCCAAUGAAUGGAUUUAUUGCAUUACAGAUAUUGAUCCAGAUCACAGGAAGCUGAGUCAGUUAGAAGCCGUGAUCCGUUUUCUCACAGGAGAAGAAGCUGACCUGGAAUGCGAUGAAGAAUUAGUUCAAGAGGUGCUGUUUGAUGCUGUAGUAACAGCACCCAUGGAAGCCUACUGGACAACAUUAGCACUCAACCUGUCUGAUGAGGCUGAAGGAGGGGUGGAUAUGGCCUUUAUGGGAACUCGGGCUGGUCUUAUGAGGAGUGCUCUCUAUGUUGGAACUGAGAAACUUUCUAACAGGAAGUUCUUGACCCGUGAAGAUAAGGAGAGCAUCUUCACCAUGGACCACUUCCCACUUUGGUACCGCCGAGCAGCUGAACAUCCCCCAGGAAGCUUCAUUUAUAGCAUUCCUUUUGAAGACCCUUCAGAAGGAGGUCUGCCUGAGGCGGUAACUGUGAGCACUUCUGUGGCUGUGACUGUAGGUGGGAAGACGGCAAUUGCUGCAGCUGUGGGUGUGCAAAUUAAACUAGAAUUUCUUCAGCGUAAGUUUUGGAUGGCUACACAGCAGCCCAAUGACACUGAUUGCAGUGAUGUGGAUGGUCUGUGUCCUUUGAACUGUCAGAAUGACAAUCUGAACUGCUUUCUCAUCGAUAAUAAUGGAUUCAUACUUGUUUCCAAAGCCUCCAAACAGACCAGCAAAUUUUUGGGAGAAGUGGAUGGCUCUGUUAUGACCCAGCUUAUAAGCAUGGGAAUGUUCAAACAGGUGAAAAUGUACGAUUACCAAGCCAUGUGUAAAAUGCCCCACCACCACCAUAGUGGUGCGCGCCCUCUUCUCAGUCCAGUUUAUGCCUUAUUGGGAGCACUAAAGUGGCUGAUAACUGACUUCCUCAUAUUCUUUCUGGAGUUCAACAUAUCUGGCUUCUGGCACACAGACAAUUUGGCAGAUGCCAAGGCUGUUUUCCAUCAUGCUCACAAGCACAAGAAGCACGACAUGCUACAGCCAUGUGACACAGAAUACCCAGUGUUUGUAUAUGAACCUGCCAUCAAAGAGACCAAUGGGAUUAUUGAAUGCGGAGACUGUCAGAAGAUGUUUGUGGUGCAGCAAAUUACCAACAGCAAUCUCUUGCUCCUGGUUGUGGAUGCUGUAUGUGACUGCAGCAACUUUCCACCUGUCCUACUGCAACCUAAAGAAGUGAAAUAUAAUGCGUCAGUGAAAUGUGACAGGAUGCGCUCCCAGAAGCUGAGGCGGCGACCAGAUACCUGCCAUGCAUUCCAUCCUGAGGAAAACGCCCAGGACUGUGGAGGAGCGGCAGAGAUUUCUGCCUCAUUAGCCCUGCUCUUCCUUCCUCUGGGAACCACAGCUGUUCUCUUGCGGUGACAAGGCCCAUCAAAGUCCUUAUUUUGGACCAGAAAGGCAAAUGCUCUAUUUUGAGGACCAUGCUACUUGGGCACUUAAGACAACUGCUGCAUGCCAGAGCAUGUGGACAAUGCCACAGAGGCUCAGGAACUUCUUCGGCUGCAUCCCCCAAGGAACUUGCUAGCUGUGCUGUGUUUGGAAGUGGGGCUUCCUUUCUUCAAGGAGCUUGCAACUGAGGGUGGGGCACCUAUGGCUCUGGACCAACAGGCUCACCAAGCUGUGUGAUCUCACAGCUUACCCUCCCUGCCUUAGCAGCAUGGAAAAGUUUACACUGGUGGGGGAAAGGCCUGGAACAGUGGAUGGCAUUUGCCAAAUGGAUGGACUUAACCUAUAACUUACCCUAGCUGCAAAAUGGGAACAGUCAGUACUAUCUGCUAAAGAGAAGCAUCUCAUAAUCCCCUUUUAACUUAACAGACACCUGGGCAGCUCUGCAGGAGAGGCAGGAAUAUCACCUUCUUAAAAAACAUAAUGGUCAUCAACAGAGAUUCAUUUCUAUUGUCAAGGAACUGGAGAACAAUAUUGCCAAGCCAGGCUUUGGCAGGGAUUCCUGUAUCCGGCAAGGAGUUCCUGCAACUCUGCCUACUGCAGACAUUUAAGCUCUUCUAAGGCUACACAGAGCUUUCGUCUAAAAUAGCUGAUUCAGACAAUGAUUAGAUUUAUCAGCUUGAUGUGAAAAUAGCUCCAUGUGUUCUAUUUCAAGAGGCAUGAUGCAUUAUGGGAAGUGGUUGCAGGUUGAGAAUUUCAUCUGAAAACUUGGAUGGCUACUACCAGCCAGUGUAGACAGUACUGAGCUAAAAGGAAUAAUGUUUCUACCUAUGUUUCUGUGUUAUUAAGGCAAACUUAAACUCUAGCCUUAGAAAUAUUCCUUCUGUCCACACCUCUCAAGUUCCCUCAGCUUCACAUCGCUGGACAAGGAGUUUAGCCAUAACUCCCUUGCAUAGGUUACAAAAUUACAUAGGUUACAAAAUUAAACAUGGCGAGGCUAAGUGUGCACAUUAGCUUUGUUAGACGCAAAUGUUUAAAAGCAGACACUUUUGGGAAGUCUACAGAUGCACAGGAAAUAUGACUGUCACCUUCCAGUUCCUACUGUAUGCUGCAAUAUUAUUUUGCCAGACAUGCUGACGGCUUCAUGGAUGCACCAGCUGUAUAAUACAAUCUUUAUCAGUUUUCAGGGAAGAAAGUAACCCCUCAGAGCUGUGCUAAUACAAUGUGAAAUUUCUCUCAACUUUUGAAAGCCAUUUUGCCUUAUGAACGAAACUAUGGGCAAAAUUUUCACCACACCAAGUUUUUGUUUCUAGAUCCCAGUAGUUUAUGUGCCAGGCGUGGGCUGAUGGUUGGAUAGCCAAGACCUUAAGACCUCAGAAAUGGAGAAAGCAAGCAAAGGAAGGAAGCCAUAUUACAGGACUGCUGGUAUGUAUUUCCUUGACAUGACUAGCAUUUCAAUAAGAAAGUCCUACUCUCAAAUCCCCAAGAGAGAUUUGUGACAGUACAGAAGUUGUUGAACUUUUGCUUUUGUUUUUGUAAUAUGUGUUUGACAUUUGGCCUCUUUUUAAAAUAUGACAUUUUCAUUAUA